CAGCUCGUCGCUGGUUGCCCACCGCCUCAUCUCGAUCUGCCGGCCCUCUGCCCCUCUCCCCAGCCCGAUCGACCAGCACCAGCAGCACCAUGAGUCGACAGCCCCCGCAGCCGUCGUGGUCGCCCCCGCCCCUGGCCAUGCCCGUAGCCCAGCACACGAGCAAGUUCAAGGGCUCGCUUUCGGGCACUCCGUCGCCGAGGCUCCAGAACACCACCCCGCCCCAGGGCUAUGCAGCCUCGUCGUCGGGCCAGCAGCCAUCGCUUCAUCAGCGCCACGGCCAGGGGCAGACCUACCAUCACCACACCCAACAGCAACAGGAACAGCAACAACAUCAACAGCAUCAACAGCAGUACCAGGCCUCGGGCUACCAGGGAGGCUACCAGGCGCAGGGAUACCACUCCUAUCCCGAUGCCUACCAGAGCCAGCCCUCCUCGGGCUACUACGCUGCCGAGCCGUCAUCCCCAGACACCAGCAACCCUUUUGCAUACAGCCAGUCUACCCAGCAAGCUAGUGCGCCUUCGACCUUCUCUGGCGGCUACCAACGUGUUGACCAUCAAUCGCAGUCGCAGCAACAGCACCAGCAUCAGCCCCAGGCCUCCUUCUUCUCGACCGACAGCUUUUUCCCGGACAACCCAACAGCCCAAAUCGGCGUUCAGUUUGGAAAGAGCGCCCUGGAGCACGGCUCCAAGGUCGUCAGCCAGAACAUCAACCGCUAUGUCAAUGUCAGCCAAAUGAAAUACUACUGGGAUGUGAGCAACACAUACGUCUUGCAGAAGCUCAGCAUCCUCGUCUUUCCUUUUCGCCACAAGUCCUGGGCCCGCCAGAGAAUUACGGAUGGACAGACCGAGGCCUUCCAGACACCCCGCUACGACGUCAACGCGCCCGAUCUCUAUAUCCCAGUCAUGUCCUUCGUGACCUACAUUCUGCUUGCGUACAUUCAUCUCGGGACCGGCACCAACAGCAAAGACUUCUCGCCCGAUCUUCUUGGACGAACUGCCACAAGCGCACUUUCCACUAUUGGCGCCGAGAUCGUUUUCAUCAAGUUGGGCUGCUACUUCCUCAAUAUACUCGCCGAAACACCGCUGUUGGAUCUGACCUCCUAUUGCGGCUACAAAUUUGUCAGCUUGAUCAUCGUACAGCUCGUCAAGUUUGCGCUGCCUGGAUGGAUUGUCUACAGCAUCUUUACAUACCUCAUGAUAUGUUUUGGCUUCUUCACGCUCCGAAGCAUGAAGGGCAUGCUGCUCCCCGAUGCCAGCACCGGUACAGUGGCCAGUGCGGCCAAGCAGCGCCGAUACUAUUUUCUGUUCGCCGUUGCGCUUGUCCAGAUCCUGAUGUCACUCAUACUCAUCCGUUGAGCGGUCCCGGGAUCGGCUAGUUGCCUGACUAGUUGCCUGACUAGUUGCCUGGCUAGUUGGUCUGUGGGUUGGUCAGUCGGCGGCAGGCAGGAGCCGGAUGUGGUUAGAGAAUGUCCGCUGACGAUGAGCCGAUCAAAUCAAAAUGGCCAUGCAGCCGCGCUUGCUUGACCGUCCAAA
Molecule: messenger RNA, 1532 nt
Organism: Polychytrium aggregatum
Lineage: Eukaryota; Fungi; Chytridiomycota; Chytridiomycetes; Polychytriales
Product: YIF1-domain-containing protein
Exons: 7
Coding region: 90-1355 (421 amino acids)
Biological process (GO): endoplasmic reticulum to Golgi vesicle-mediated transport
Cellular component (GO): Golgi membrane; endoplasmic reticulum-Golgi intermediate compartment; endoplasmic reticulum membrane
Source: RefSeq, a predicted model, not a curated record